AUGGAGGUGGUGGACUUGGGUGGCGACGCGAGCAAGCAGAAGCAGCGCUCUCCGUCGGCCUGUAUGGCCAGCGAGGUGGAUGUGGGGAGCGAUCCGGGGGCAGAGCAGGAUUUGGGUCCUGUGGCGUCUGAAGUGGAGAUGGAGGUGGGUGACAGCCAUGUUCGGGAACAAGAGUGCGCGGGAGCGGCUGGGGUGUCUGAAGUGAAGAUGGAGGUGGAUGGUAGCUGUGUUCAGGAACAAGAGUGCGCGGGAACGGCAGUGGUGGGAGAGGCUAAGAUGGAGGAAGCUGAUGGAAGAGUAGUGGAGGUGGAUGAUAGCCGUGUUCGGGAGCAAGAGCGCGCGAGAGUGGCUGGGGCGUCUGAAGUGAAGAUGGAGGUGGAUGACAGCCGUGUUCCGGAACAAGAAUGCGCAGGAACGGCUGUGGCGGGAGAGGUUAAGAUGGUGGAAACUGAUGGAAGGGUGGUGAACCAAGGGACUGCUGCCACAUCUGCUGGGGGCCUUCCGGUGCGCGCCAAGGAAGUAGGGGAGUGCUUGGUCGGCCGUUACAUUGGCCGCCACAUGCCGGGGCAUGCGUGCGUUCUUAUUGGGAAGGUUGCGUCCUAUGAUAGCACAGCUGGCGUGUACAGUGUGGUGUUUGAGGAUGGACAUGCUGAGGAUUUGGCGUUUCCUCAGCUCCGGGAGUUCCUCAUGCCCGACGAGAAUGGUGCGUUAGGCAUGAAGGUGAGCUGCAGGAAGAGGAAGCUAGACCUGCUGGUUUUGUCGGGGAGUGCCUCCGAGGUGAAAGAGCCAGCAAGUACUAGGCAGAGGGUUGACGGAUGCGAGAUGCCUGCCAACCGUGAUGCGCUGCAGUAUAGUGGGUCUGGCUCGGAUAUGUCCGAGGAUAUCGAAUCUUCGAGUAAUUCAUCUGAUUUCACUAAAGAAGAACCAUCCGAGCCACGCCCUCCUGUACAGGCUGUGGAGUUGCCCCCGUCAUCGGGAGACAUUCCUGUGCCAGAAGAUUCCAUAAGCUAUCUCUUUUCGGUUUAUAACUUCCUGCGAUCCUUCAGCGUGCAGCUGUUCCUGAGUCCGUUUGGGCUGGAUGAUUUUGUUGCAGCCAUUAAUUGCGCUGUUCAGAAUAACUUGUUGGAUGCCGUACAUGUCUCGCUACUGCGGGCACUGAAGCGGCAUCUUGAAUCUAAAUCUGCUGAAGGAUCUCAGAUGGCUUCGAAUUGCUUAAAGUAUCUGGAUUGGACAUUACUAGAUGCAUUGACUUGGCCAACUUUCUUACUAGAGUACCUGUAUGUGAUGAGGUGCAUUAAGAAUCUAGGGGGGCAGAGUUUUGCUAGAAACCUCCUAGCUGCCGAAUACUAUAAACUUCCUGUUGCCACGAAGUUGAGGGUGCUGCAAAUACUCUGUGACCAUGUCCUUGAAUCAGAAGAAUUCAAAACUGUACUGGAUGAUCGAGUAGGCUACAAUGAGGAGAUGGAAUAUGAGAUAGAUUCUAGCACCUUUUGGGAGGCUGGUUCAAGAGCAGUCUCGACUAGAGCCUCAAAGGCCUCAGCUUACAAAAUGAUGAAUGAUUUACAGAACUUUGAAAGUGCUCCAAAUGUAACAAAUCCAGAUGUUGCUAUAGCAGAUGUUUCUCAGGACGGCAAUAGUGAUGAUUGCCGAAUAUGUGGAAUGGAUGGGACUUUGGUAUGCUGUGAUGGCUGCCCAUGGGCAUAUCAUUCGAGAUGUAUUGGUCAAAACAAAGCUUUCCUUCCCCAUGGAGACUGGUUCUGUCCAGAAUGUGUGGUCAACAAGCUUGGACCAACUUCGUCAAGAAUUGAACGUGGUGCAAGAGGAGCUCAAAUGUUUGGCGUUGAUAUGUGCGGGAGGCUAUUCUUAGGAACCUGCAACUAUUUACUGGUGAUCGAAACAUCUUCAGAUGUAGAGUCUUAUGCAAGAUAUUACAAUCAUUAUGAUGUUGUCAAGGUCCUCCAGAGACUUGCUCCCUCAGAUGCAUAUGUGGAUAUAUGCAGGCAAAUAAUGGAAUACUGGAAACAUUUACUCGGUACAGUUCAGAGUGAGAGAUCAACAAUGUUGGAAGAAGUUGGUACAAGACAUACUCCACAAUCCAGUAUGUUGAGUUUUACUCCAACAAAGUCAGAAGAUGAAAGUGGCUGGACAACUUCAAAAGAUGGUGGGGACAGUAAAACAGUAGCACUUCCUCAAACAAAUACACAACAGAAAUUUGUCGCUAAUCAGUAUACAGUGUGCUCUGCUGAACACCUGGAGAAACAAAAAUGCAUGUCAAGCUUAGGUGUUGUCACCGAGAAGAAUGUUGAAGUUUGCAAGGAAGCUCUGUCAGCUCAGAACAACAUACAUAAUGCACCUAGAAAUGGAAAUUCUGGACCAUUUGUGCCAUCCUCCAUUUCUCAUCAGAAUAGAUCUGUUGGAAUGGUUAUGUCUAACAUAGCACAAGCACAGCCAGCUCAUAGUAUAUAUCGUCCAGAUUUAUCCACUGUUUCUGCAAAGGCAGAAUCAUUUCGUCCAUCUUUGCAAGAUAAACACCACCUUCAGCUGUUUACUGAAAGAUCUGGAAACAUGAGUUGUGGCAAGGCAGCAAAAUCGUCUUCUUUUAAACCGCAAGCAUACAUGAAUCUCUACAAUCAUGGCAACAUUGCAGCGUCUGCUGCUGCCAAUCUAGCUGUUAUAACAUCCGAUGAAGGUAAGGUUUCCGCAUCCCAACUGACCUUAAAACCAAAGAGGAAAGUGGCUGCAGACAAUGUUCUACAGUUGAAAGCAUUUUCCUCAGCAGUCGCACAAUUUGUUUGGCCGAGUACUGAAAAGAAGCUUAUUGAAGUUCCAAGAGAUAGAUGUGGUUGGUGCCUUGCUUGCAGAAGUUCAGCAAGUGGAAACAAAAAGGCUUGUUUUCUUAACAUGACCACGACAAAUGCUGCUAAAAGUUCUGCUCGAGUUCUUAGCACCAUGCGUGUAAUAAAAAAUUCUGACAGCCACUUCCCCAGUAUUGCUGCUUAUUUAGCCAACAUGGAGGAAAGUUUGCGUGCCCUGUUGGUUGGUUCACUACAAGACGUGCAGCAGAGAGAAUGGUGGCGUCAACAACUAGAAGAAGCUUCCAACUGCAGAACUAUAAUACCCCUCUUGCUUGAGUUGGAAAGCAACAUCCGUGGAGUAGCAUUUUCUGCAAGCUGGUUGAAGCCAAUAGACGAUUGGCCUGUGGAAUCUCCGGGUCCAUCGACGGUAGCAUCUCGUCCUGCACAAUACCAAAAGCGUGGGGCUGGUGGAAGGCGUGGCAGAAAACGUUUGUUGGCGUCUGAAUCUGGUACUGCUACUGACGAUGACAACAGCUGGACUUGGUGGACCGGAGGAAAUAUAACAAAACGUACUUUGCAGAGGGGGGCUCUUCUACAUUCAACCAUAAGAAAAGCUGCUCGCCAAGGCGGUAAAAAAAGGAUAGCAGGUUUAUCUUACCAUGAAGGUUCCAAUUUUCCAAGACGAUCUCGGCAAUUUUUCUGGAGAGCAUGUGUUGGACUAAGCCAGACUUCAUCUCAACUUGCUCUGCAGGUUAGAUAUCUUGAUGCCCACAUCAGAUGGAAGGAGUUCAUCCCUCCAGAUCAAAUUCCUUCAGAUGGAAAAAGCUCUGAUGCUGACUUUUCUGCCCUCAGAAAUGCUGUACUCUGUGAUAAAAAAAUAAUCGACAAUAAGAUAAGAUAUGCACUUAAGUUUCCCAACCAAAAGCAUCUUCCUGUCCGUCUGACAAAAAAUAUCUUGGAAGCAGAAAGUGAUCAGGAUGAAAGUAGAAAAUUGUGGUUUUCUGAAAAUCAUGUGCCACUGUACAUGUUACGAGAAUUUGAGCAGCAUGCUGAGGCUAGCUCCUUGCCUGCUCCAGGAAUUCCAGACUCUUACUGUUUUACCAAUUUAUACCCAAGGCGAGUAAAAGCAUCUGAUGGAGAUGUCUUUUCCUAUCUCUUUCACAAGGGAGAAGUCUAUCCCUGCACCUCAUGCAAGAAGGAUGUUCUCUACAGGGAUAUUGUUAAAUGCAGCUCUUGUCAAGGUAAUUGUCAUAAAGAGUGUACAUCAAGAUCUGUUGUUAGCAAAGGAGGCAGUGCUACUUCCAGUUUGAUAUGCAAGUUAUGCCUCCAGAAGCAGAGUCUUAUGCUCACUAGUUACAAUACAAAUACAAAUGCAAGUUAUAUCCAGCAUCAACAGAAGAGUAAUGGCCAACAGCCAGUGGCCGCUCCCAGAAUUGUAUUUAAGGUUACUUCUUCCCAUUCUGCUGAACCUGCUCCCAAAGUUGAAGCCGAGCCAGUCACAAAGGUUAAAGCACAACCAGUUGGAAAGGUGGAAGCUACAACCCAGCCAGUUGUCAAUGUGAAAGCCGAGCCACUCGUGAAGGUGGAAGCCCAGCCACUCGCUAAAGUGGCAACUCAGAAUAUCACCAGUGUCCAAAAGAAAAAAGCUAAAAAGUCAAAGUCAGAAAAACCAACGAAGGCUAAAAAGGUUCAACCGAUCACAUAUUUUGGUCUCAUAUGGAAGAAAAAUAAGAAUGACAAGGAUGAUGGAAGUGAGUUCAGGGCGAAUAAUGUAAUCCUUAAAAGCAAGGAUGGUAUAGGUUCGUCAAUAAAACCAAAAUGUUGUCUAUGUGACAAAGCUUAUUCUCUGGAUUUCCUGUAUGUACGCUGUGAGAAGUGCACAAAUUGGUUUCAUGGUGAUUCCUUGCAACUUGAUGAAGAUAGGCUUGGUGAGUUGGUUGGAUACCGAUGUUGUAGGUGCCGAAGGAGAGCCAUACCCCCAUGUCCUCAUUCAGAUAAUUAUGUAAAGCCUGAACCAGAAAUUAGUGAGCAAACAGUUGCAACAUCAUUGCUGUCAACUAUGCUAUCUAGUGAGGAGACUUUUGCUUUAGCAGAUCAGGACCCACUGCUUGCUUCAUAUGGAAUAGUUGAACCAAUUGGGGAAGAAACAAGGGAUGUUGAUAUAUCAGCGAACACAGCAAGCAUUGCCCCAGGAAGUAACCAGAAGCUGUCUAUAAGAAGAGCACAAACUAAAAUUUCUGAAUACCUUGAUCAAGCUGGUAAACCUGUGAAUGAGUAUUAUAUCCAGAAUACACCUUCAGGCAAUGGAAACAUCAAUUUCAGCCAUAUGAAUGAAAUUUCUUUUUCGGAGGCUGACAGUGUGGAUGCUUCAGAACUAUUGGGGUGGGAUUUUUCCAAAGGAACUGCAUAUGCUGCCCCACCUGAUUUCACUUCUAAUCACCAGCAGAAUGACACUAGCUGUGGCAGCUUUGUGAUGGACGAGUAUGAACCCCAAACUUAUUUCUCGUUCACUGAGCUGCUUGAAGCUGAUGACACACACCUUGACAAUGCAUUUGGGAUGGCUACUGGUCUGCAAGAUGAUGUUAACGGCACCGGAAGCUUUGCUCAACAAGGAGUUGGUUUUGAUGAUAUGUCUUUCAUGGUAGAAGAUGGAGCUUCAAAUAUGAACUUCCCAACAAAUGGUCCCACACCUGAAGAGGUAGCAUGCCUCAACUGCAUGAAUACUCAGCCGCCACCCGAUCUACGAUGUUCCGUCUGUGGCCUGCGCAUACACCGGCAUUGCUCACCGUGGGACCAAGGUUUAGAGCCCGUUGUGAGCGGCAAUUGGAGUUGUGGUGGUUGCCGCGGAUGGCAAUGA
Molecule: messenger RNA, 5652 nt
Organism: Miscanthus lutarioriparius
Lineage: Eukaryota; Viridiplantae; Streptophyta; Magnoliopsida; Poales; Poaceae
Source: the annotation of a GenBank genome assembly